This is a messenger RNA of Parastagonospora nodorum SN15, 1061 nucleotides long. RefSeq lists its product as hypothetical. The transcript is spliced from 3 exons. The record is from RefSeq and is a predicted model, not a curated record. Bases 408 to 1043 code for a protein of 211 amino acids. NCBI's taxonomy places the organism in Eukaryota, Fungi, Ascomycota, Dothideomycetes, Pleosporales, Phaeosphaeriaceae.
AUUCCCAAGGUUCAGGCUAUGCUUGAGGAGUUUUUCGGAAAGAAGGCUCGCAAGGACGUCAACCCCGACGAGGCUGUCGCUUUCGGCGCUGCCGUUCAGGGUGGUGUUCUCGCUGGUGACAAGGCCACUGAGGAGAUCAUCCUCAUGGACGUCAACCCGCUUACUCUCGGUAUUGAGACCACUGGUGGCGUCAUGACCACUCUCAUCAAGCGUGGUACCAGCAUUCCUACCAAGAAGAGCCAGAUCUUCUCCACCGCGGCCGACAACCAGCCCGUAGUCCUUAUCCAGGUAUUCGAAGGCGAACGCGCUAUGACAAAGGACAAGCAACAAUCUCGGAAAGUUCGAGCUGACUAACAUUCCUCCCGCGCCCCGUGGUGUCCCCCAGAUUGAGGUCACUUUCGAGCUCGAUGCCAACGGUAUCCUUAAGGUUUCCGCCGUCGACAAGGGUACCGGCAAGGCUGAGAGCAUCACCAUCACCAACGACAAGGGCCGCCUUACCACCGAAGACAUCGAGCGCAUGGUUGAGGAGGCUGAGAAGUACGCUGAGGAGGACAAGGCCAACCGUGAGCGCAUUGAGUCCCGCAACAAGCUCGAGAACUACGCCUACAGCCUCAAGAACCAGGUCAACGAUGAGGAGGGUCUUGGUGGCAAGAUCGAGGAUGAGGACAAGGAGACCAUCAAGGACGCCGUCAAGGAGACUCAGGACUGGCUCGAGGAGAACGCCGCCACUGCCGCCUCUGAGGACUUUGACGAGCAGUUCCAGAAGCUCUCCGACGUCGCCUACCCCAUCACCUCCAAGCUUUACGGCGGAGCUGGUGGCGCCGGCGAGGAGGAGCCUGACCACGACGAGUUGUAAAUGCUCGUCUCGUCUGAGAAGUAAAAGUGCAUCUCUUUCCCCUUGCAUUAACGGAGCUAGCUAUAUCUUGGGUCGCCUUGGUCCGACCAAUGUACAAGUACCAUUCGUAGUAAAAUGGGCUGGCUUAGAUAUCUACGGGACAUGCGGAGUUUUCCAGCUUUUGGCAGUUUUUUCGAACAGCAAAUGAUCAUAAGAUGAAAUCUCA